AUGGACACAAAAGAUCAUAAAGACGAUGGCAUCAUCGACGACACCUACGCCGAAGGCACUGGAGAGGAAACGGCCCUCGAAGUCGACCAUAUCGCCGAGCGUCAACUCUGUCGCAAGUUCGAUGUUCGAUUGAUGCCCGUUCUAGCCAUCAUGUACCUCUUCAACGCUUUAGACAAAGGCAAUCUAGGCAACGCCCAAACCGUCGGUCUCAGCGAUGAUCUCAACUUCAAGCCAAACCAGUACAACCUCCUCGUCUCAAUCUUCUUCGUGCCCUACGUCAUCUUCGCUCCUCCUACCGCCAUCAUCGGCAAGAAGUAUGGCCCUGCACGCGUCCUCCCGAUUCUAAUGUUUACUUUUGGAUCCAUGACUUUGCUUGCUGCUUGCACGCAGAAUUUCGGCGGCAUGUUUGCGCUGCGGUUCUUUCUUGGCAUGGCGGAGUCUGGAUUCUUUCCGUUGGUGAUUUAUUAUUUGACUACGUUUUAUCGAAGAGGUGAACUUGCGCGUCGUUUGGCUGUAUUCUACGCUGCCUCAAACAUCGCAAACGCUUUUAGCGGUCUUUUAUCAUUUGGCGUCUUCCAAAUCGACUCCAAAAUCUUCGUCUGGCGAUAUCUCUUCAUCAUCGAAGGUUCGGCAUCAGUCCUCUUCUCGAUCUUUGCAUUCUGGUACCUCCCUCGCAGCGCAGCGCAAGCCAAGUUUCUCGGCGAAGAAGAAAAAGCGCUGGCUUUUCAUCGCAUGCAAGUCGACUCUUCGUCUGUCGUGCAGGAAAAGUUCAACUUUAAGGAUUCGAUCAAAAUCUUUACGUAUCCAACGACGUAUUGCUUUUUGUUGAUUGAGAUUUGUCUUGGUGUGCCGAUUCAAUCGGUUGCGCUGUUUAUGCCUCAGAUUAUCCAGCGAUUAGGAUAUGGCCCUGUCAAGACGAAUCUUUAUACUGUCGCGCCAAAUGUCGGCGGUGCUGUGAUGCUUCUCAUCUUGGCCUUCAGCUCUGAUUUUCUGCGCAUUCGAUUCCCAUUCAUCAUGCUCGGCUUUGCCCUUACGUUCAUCGGCUUUAUCAUCUACGCCGCCAUCUCCGACGUCCAAGCUCAAUUACAAUUAGCAUACUACGCAUGCUUCAUGAUGGUCUGGGGAACAUCAGCUCCUUCUGUCCUCUUAUCAACGUGGUAUAAUAACAACAUAGCCCACGAGGGUCGUCGCGUAGUCCUUACCUCAGUCGGCGUCCCACUCGCCAAUCUCAUGGGUCUCGUAUCAAGCAACAUCUUCCGAGAGAACGAAAAGCCCAAGUACCCCACAGCUCUUAUCACGACUGCUUGUUUCGGCGCAUGUGGAUGCCUCAUUGCGGGUCUUCUUGGUGGGUAUAUGGUGUUUGAUAACAUGCGGAGGAAUCGUAGAGCAGGGAGGAAAACUACGGCUGCUGAUGUGCCGACCAAGCGUUUGCGUGACGGGCCAGCGGUUCCCGAGUUUCGCUGGUUCCUGUGA
Molecule: messenger RNA, 1473 nt
Organism: Fusarium musae
Lineage: Eukaryota; Fungi; Ascomycota; Sordariomycetes; Hypocreales; Nectriaceae
Exons: 5
Coding region: 1-1473 (490 amino acids)
Biological process (GO): transmembrane transport
Cellular component (GO): membrane
Molecular function (GO): transmembrane transporter activity
Source: RefSeq, a predicted model, not a curated record